Messenger RNA from Patella vulgata (common limpet), 3660 nucleotides. RefSeq names its product orexin/Hypocretin receptor type 1. Gene Ontology annotation, cellular component: membrane. Gene Ontology annotation, molecular function: neuropeptide Y receptor activity. The transcript is spliced from 5 exons. NCBI's taxonomy places the organism in Eukaryota, Metazoa, Mollusca, Gastropoda, Patellidae. Bases 239 to 1393 code for a protein of 384 amino acids. The record is from RefSeq and is a predicted model, not a curated record. Gene Ontology annotation, biological process: G protein-coupled receptor signaling pathway.
CUAUCAAUAGGCUAAUUAUAGUAGUCAAUCUCUCUUCUUGCUUGCUCUCACUUCAUAAUGGGGCGUACUUCAGUAUCGUUAAGACUAGGUCUAUAUCGGUCUAAAAGUUUUCUCGGAUGACAGAUAGUCAUAGCCACUGAAUCAGACAUGUGCAACAAGUAAUACCGCUUUCUCCGUUCUCUCUUCUAGAUUUGGACAAUACAUUUACCAGCUAAACGAGACAGAACAAUUUUAAAUUAUGAAGAACUUCACCGAUAGCACAACCAUGGGAAACUUCAGUGGUGACAAUAUAACUUGCUGGCCAGGAUUAUCACACGAUCCCCCGGUUUGUGGAAGCAGGGAUCAAAUGAUUGAAUAUAUUCUGGAAAAAAUGAAACCCACGGUGGAAGAAAGUGUGUUAAUAUUUCUGUAUGUAGUUGUUUUUUUUGUCGGAUUGUUCGGCAACUUCUUGGUUUGUUUUGUGGUGUAUCGGAGUAAAUCCAUGCAGAAUGCCACGAAUUAUUUCAUUGUUAAUUUAGCUGUUACGGACAUGUUAGUGAUUUUAAUUUGUUUACCGCCGACUGUGGUACAACAGACGUCUAGCCAUUGGUAUUUUGGGGAGGUCAUGUGUCACAUCGUCGUCUUUAUGCAGACGGCGUCAAUAGUGUCUUCUGUACUCACGUUAUGUGCCAUCGGCGUGGAGAGAUACUAUGGAAUAUGUCUCCCGUUUGAGUCCUGGCUGUCAUCAAGGCGGGUAAUUACCAUCAUCGUGAUGAUCUGGACUACAGCUGCUGCUGUGUCCGCACCACAUCUUAUAUAUAUGACGUUAAAGUCUACCUAUAAGGACAUACCGGAAUAUUUACAGUACUGUGCUAUGAAUAUGUCGACUCAAUCAAGAAAAGUUUUCCAGUCUGUUUUGGUGAUCUGUGUAUAUCUAAUACCCCUGUUGAUAAUUGGAGUAAUGUAUUUAAGGAUAUCAAUACGCCUAUGGAGUGCCAGUAUACCGGGAGAAACUCUAAAAUCAGCAGGAAGACCAUCUAAUGCUAUGAUUAAUCAAAAAUUAUCCAGACGGAAGAUAUCCCGAAUGUUAAUUGCUGUUGUAAUUAUAUUUGCUGUUUGUUAUUUGCCGAUACACGUAAUGUAUAUUUGCUUCAUUUUUGACGUAUUUGUUGGUUUAAAAGAUCAGAGCUUUAUACCACGAUUAAUGAUGAUUUCUCAUUGGUUAUGUUAUUUUAACAGCGCCAUCAACCCAAUCAUUUAUAACUUCAUGAGUAUGAAGUUUCAAUCGGAAUUCAAACGUAUAUUCUACAGAAUGACAUACCGACGUUAUCCAGAAUCCCAUGGCCGCACUGAGAGUCUACAACUGAAGAGUAAUGACGACUAUUAUUCUACAACGGUGGAAAAUAGACUAUAACAUCAUACAAAUAUUAAUUUAUUAUAAUACUGGUCAUAUAAUAUCGAUAUAGACGGGAAAUGGUUUACCCUGUGUAAAGAUGAAGUAACCUAUCCCCGACGUCCAACAGUAUGACGUAGAGGCACGUCGUCAAACAAUACGAUUAUGUUGUCGUUGCUACGUCGUAAAAGUGACGUCAUCCCCGACGUCCAACAGUAUGACGUAUACACACAUCGUUAAAGAUUAUGUUGUCGUAACUACGUUUUAAAAGUGAUGCCAUCCCCGACGUCCAACAGUAUGACGUAUACACACAUCGUUAAAGAUUAUGUUGUCGUAACUACGUUGUAAAAGUGACGCCAUCCCCGACGUCCAACAGUAUGACGUAUAAGAUUAUGUUGUUGUUGUUACGUCAUAAAAGUGACGCCAUUGUCUCCGACAAUCUCAAAACUGUUGUCAAAUUUAAAAGUUUAUGUUUGAAAUCAAAAUAUAAGUUUUCACCAGAAUGAUAAAGGUGGCAGUAAGGUUAAAACAUUCCGGCGGAUGAAUAUGUGAACUUUCUGGAAAUUCGUCAAUGUUCAGAGAACUGGGAGAAGUUUUCACUUAUCUCGUUAAACGUAAGUUGUCGGGGAAAAGGAGCACAGUCACGUUGUUGUCAAGGAAGUUCGGCCAUGGUUGCUACGAGGAUAGGCUGAAUGAAGAGUUAUGAAUGGAUGGGGUUAACAGAGUGAAGGAAUGAAUGGAUUAGAGAUACUAUGUGUGACAAGCAGAGUUUUAGGCCUGUAACUAAUAUGUUCUUGUUGGAUGAGUUUGUUUCUCUGUUUGAGAACAAUCUAAUAAUCCAUAUUUGAAAAAAUAAAUGGAUUACAGAUACUAUGUGAUAAGCAAAGUUUUAUAAUUAAUAUAUUAUGUUGCGAACAAUCGCAUAGGCUAUAUUUGAAGAAAUGAACGGAUAACAGAUACUAUGUGAUUAGCAGAGUUUGAUAACUAAUAUAUUCUUGUGUGGUUAAUUUGUUUCUCUGUUGUGAACAAUCGAAUAUUUUUGAAACCGAAUAAGGUCAAGACAUUUCGAAAUCUGUGGCCAUCGGUUAUUCAAUACUACUUAAAGGCCAUAAAUGCCUUAUAAAUAAUUCGACCAAUCUGAUUAAAAUACAGAUCUAUAUUUCGUUUCGUUUUUUAUACUUUCGAUGGCCUACACUAACUAAAGAUCUGACCGGUUGUAGUGAAAGGUCGCGUCAGGGGUCGUACGAUCGACUUUUGACCACAUGACGUCAAACAUUGAUUAAUCAAUCAGCGUUGACGUUUCUAGUGGUUCACCCACAGUUCCGUACAUCGCACGCCAAGAACUCGCCGUAACAGACAGUUCCAUUGGCUAAUCCCUCACUUCAAUCAGAAUGCGACUUAUAUAACAACUCUUCCGGAUCCUAGUGUUGUGAAGACGAGUAAAACGAAAUUUUAAACUCGCCGUAACAGACAGUUUCAUUGGCUAAUCCCUCACUUCAAUCAACCAGAAUGCGAGUUAUAUAUCAACUCUUCCAGAACCUAGUGUUGUGAAGACAAGUAAAACGAAAUUUUAAACCUAAAAAACGAAACGAAAUAUGAUCUGUGUUUUAAUCGGAUUGGUUUCGACGCCUACUGAAUCAUUUUACAUUGUGAUAUUCAAGUUACAACAUGCCAGAAUAAACAUAUAAUGUAAUGCUUUAAGUUUUAAAAAAAACUAUAGACAUACAAAACUAGAGGUAGCCCACGCGCAAAUAAAUCAUGCUUAGUUCAUAAUGAACAACAAAAAUGGCUCCAGGACAACAAAAUGUCUAAAACAAAGUAAAAAAGAAAAGUUUGAAACAUAAAAUCAAUGCGUCAUUAUAUUAUGACAUUCAAAGACCAGCAUAUACGCGUAUAAUGUACAGUUUGAAACUAUACCCGCACUUAAAUCAUUAUUCGUUCAUAAAUUGUUCAUAUUGAUAUCAGUCCUUUUUGUAUAAAAUAUGUUGAUUUUUAUCUGUUAACAUCGACGUCAAGAGAUUUGAGGACCAGCAUAUAAGCGUCUAAUGUAUAUACAUACACAAAAAUAGAGUUACUCACACUUAAAUCAUUAUUCGUUCAUAAAUUGUUCAUAUUGAUAUCAGUUCUAAUUGUUCGUAUGAAAUAUAUUGAUUUUUAUCUGUUAACAUCGACGUCAAGAGAUUACUUUUCUUAUCUUGUAAAGUACUUUAUGUUUGAACAUGUGUACUGUUAUGAAGGCAGCAAUUCACCAAGCUGCAAAAACAGUGAAACGACAAUCUGAAAUAGAC